GGAAACCGGAAGCCGGAAAUGGGGCUGUGAGGACGUGUUCCGAGGAAGCCGCAGGCCGGCUCGCCCGGCGUCAUGGAGCCGCUGUACCAACAAACGCACAAGCAGGUCCACGAGAUCCAGUCUCACAUGGGAUGCCUGGAGACGGCAGACAGGCAGUCUGUGCACUUAGUAGAAAAUGAAAUCCAAGCAAGCAUAGACCAGAUAUUCAGCCAUCUAGAGCGUCUGGAGAUUUUGUCGAGCAAAGAGCCACCUAAUAAAAGGCAGAAUGCCAAACUCCGUGUUGACCAACUGAAGUAUGAUGUCCAGCACCUGCAGACGGCCCUCAGGAACUUUCAGCACCGGCGCUAUACCAGGGAGCAGCAGGAGAGACAACGAGAGGAGCUUCUGUCACGCACUUUCACCACUAACGACUCUGACACCACCAUACCCAUGGAUGAAUCACUGCAGUUUAAUUCCUCCCUCCAGAACAUUCACCACGGCAUGGAUGACCUCAUUGGAGGCGGGCACAGUAUUCUGGAGGGACUGAGGGCCCAGAGACUGACCUUGAAGGGGACUCAGAAAAAGAUCCUUGACAUUGCCAACAUGCUCGGCUUGUCUAACACAGUGAUGAGGCUAAUUGAGAAGCGGGCCUUCCAGGACAAGUACUUCAUGAUCGGUGGGAUGCUGCUCACAUGUGCAGUCAUGUUCCUUGUGGUACAGUACCUGACAUGAGCCAGCUGCACCCAGCACAGAUAGCCUUCCCACCGUGUGCGCAUGUGCAGGCAAGAAGUGGGCUGGGAGGCUACCUUUGAAAUGUAUGCCUUAACUGUGAAGACACCCCUCCCCCAGGACUAAUUGUGGCUUAGUAUCAAACCUGCUUUGUUUUCUGUGACAUCUGGGGAGUGGGAACUAGGGUCACCAGGAUGUGUGGUGCUUAGUAAGUGGGUCAAGACCCUGUUAUCUGGCUCUCACUCGGGGAGGGAUGGGUAGGCUAUGUGGUCUGCCCUGGAAAACCUGCGUUGUGAGGCUUGCACACAGGACUGUCCACACUGCCGACCACUUGUCAUCGCCCAGCUUCUGCGGCUCCUGACGGGUGGGCGAAAGCACACGUGAGAAGAUGAGGAAAGAAGUCUUUCCUUGCACCUUCUGGGAGAGAUCAGUUCUCACAUCCUUCUAGCCACUACCCAGUCCAGCCCCUAAGAAAACAUGACCUGUGUGACUAACUGCUAACACGGUACCCUUCCCUGGAAGCCGAGACAUCGGAGCUGAUGUGAUAAUGUAAGCUUUUCCAUGCCACCGUUGCUGGGUGUUUAUCCUUCCUGAGGUGAGGCCAGCAGUGUUCCUGGGGAGUGUUCAGUCUGGACACAAGUCCUGAGUCACCGAUGUUUUUCCAGUUAAUAUAACUUUUGGCUCUUACACUUGAGAGACAGUAGCUUGGUACACCUCCACCCAGGCUUCAGUGGGUGGGUCUUUGCCCCUUUGAAAGGGCCAUGAGCAAAGGGUGACUUGUAAGUUGCAGACUCAUCUAGUUCUAUCAUCUCAAAUUCUUUGACUGUCUCUCCUCUCCCUUGAAAUGUAUUAGUAAUAUCAACCAGCAAAGCUUCCAUUCUUCCCAGCCCUGGUAGGCCACCCUGGAGAUGUCCCUGGUAAGUAUGUCUUUAUGAGACUGUUUCAGGGUCAUUUUGACUUUGCCCAGCUGUGAUUAAGGCUGUGUCAAUGUCUGGUGUAUUUUGCAGAAUUUGUUUAAAAAUUAAUGUAUCUUGAGCACGCUUAUUGUGAUUAAUCUCUGAAAGUAUCAGAAAGAUGUAGUGAAUUUAUUUGCUCGUCAGUCACAGGCCCUGCCCACCCAAACAAUUCUAAAUUUAGUAGUUUCAUGGUGGGACAGUUGGACAUUCAGAAUUCCUCAGAACUGGAAACUUGAUCAGUAUUAAUCCUACCUUUGAUUGCCCUACUUAUCUGCUUAAGUGUCCUCUGUGCUGUUUCCCUCUUCACACUGUGUGUCACAGGCCACCUCUCUCCUAUUGAGGACCAGUGUUGUUCUCUUGAGUCCAUCUGUGGUGUCCCUUUGGGGAACUUUCUCAGUUGUCACACACUUUUAAUCAGAGUUUCCAGGGCCCUAAUUUCAGAUUCUCGUCAGAUUCAGUAUCUGUCGCUCCUUCCCAUCUAGGCUAAAUGGGCUCUAGGUGGCCAGGAAGUAGGAAUCUGUGACCCUUUAGGAAGAAGUGAUAAUCCUGCGGGUGAAAACAGUGGUCCCUAGAGGACAGAGGCUUGCCACAUCUUCAGACUUAGAGCUCAGUUUGUGGAGGACAGAUUGGCAUGAGCUCCUAGCUGGCCAUAAAGUGGACUUUAGACUGCACCCGACGAUCCCACUUGACAGCAUGUUUUGGAAGAUGUACAAGCUGGAACAGAGCCAUCUGGACUGAAAAUGUAGCGAGAGCCCCACCCCGUCCUUAGGGAUUGUUGGGACAGUGUUUUGUAGUAUAUAAUGCGGUUCCACGCUUGCCCUUGUGGUGAUCCUUAGAUGAGCUUUGAAGACCUUGAUGACCUUGAUGUUCCACCUUCACAGCCAUAUAUCCCUACUUUGAAAUAAAACUUGUAGUAGGAUGAGCAUCUUUACUGCCUGGGGAAGGGAACAAUAGCCAGAGGAUCUGGACUCCCAGGGCAUUGAGCUGGCUGUCUCACGACUGCCCUCCCUUGCAUUCCAACAGUACCUUGUGAGAUCACCUCAACCUGAUUGGGUGUAACUGUCCUCAGUUUUCAGCUGUAGGAAGGGGCCUGAGCCUGAGUGGGGUGCCCUCUAGUGGGGGAGGGGGCGCUGAGUUCUUGCAGAAGCUCCAGCUCAGCAGGUGGUGUGCACACCUUGGUGCAGCAGUUGAAGUGGCAUGGCUUGAAGCAGGUGGGGUGCCUACAUUAAAGAGAUGUGUACUCCACAUCUGGCCACUGUAAAGAAAGCUAAACACAGGGAUCAAAUAAAUACUCUAGGUUUUACAAGUUUCACCCCAGACUUUCUUGAAAGUCAGCUUGCCCUGUUGAAUUUAAAUAGCAUUGAUUGGCAAAUUAUACUUAACACUCCUUGUUUUGAUGUCAGUGGAAUAAAGUUGAGGUUUGUUUAGAAAACUUUU
Molecule: messenger RNA, 3101 nt
Organism: Microtus ochrogaster (prairie vole)
Lineage: Eukaryota; Metazoa; Chordata; Mammalia; Rodentia; Cricetidae
Gene: Gosr2
Product: golgi SNAP receptor complex member 2
Biological process (GO): intra-Golgi vesicle-mediated transport; vesicle fusion
Cellular component (GO): endoplasmic reticulum membrane; SNARE complex; ER to Golgi transport vesicle membrane
Molecular function (GO): SNAP receptor activity; SNARE binding
Source: RefSeq, a predicted model, not a curated record